This is a messenger RNA of Triticum dicoccoides, 822 nucleotides long. Its product is annotated as photosystem I reaction center subunit XI, chloroplastic-like. Gene Ontology annotation, biological process: photosynthesis. The record is from RefSeq and is a predicted model, not a curated record. Lineage: Eukaryota; Viridiplantae; Streptophyta; Magnoliopsida; Poales; Poaceae. The transcript is spliced from 2 exons. Bases 90 to 719 code for a protein of 209 amino acids. Gene Ontology annotation, cellular component: chloroplast thylakoid membrane; photosystem I; photosystem I reaction center.
CCGGACAAUUCUUCUUCCUGUAACACAUCCAUCCAUUUCUAGCUGCAGGCAGAGCAGAGUUGAGCGUGUGGGAGUCGAAGGAGAUCGAGAUGGCAACUGCAUAUGCUCCUCCGAUGGCGAGCCAGGUGAUGAAGAGCGGCUUGGUGAGCUCCAAGCCGCGGGGGCUGUCCGGCGCCUCACUCACCAGGAGGCCCCGCUUCGUCGUCAAGGCCGUCAAGUCUGACAAGGGGACGUACCAGGUGGUCCAGCCCAUCAACGGCGACCCGUUCAUCGGCAGCCUGGAGACGCCCGUCACCUCCAGCCCCCUCGUCGCGUGGUACCUCUCCAACCUCCCCGCGUACCGCACCGCCGUCAGCCCGCUCCUCCGCGGCAUCGAGGUCGGCCUCGCCCACGGCUAUCUCCUCGUCGGCCCCUUCGCGCUCACCGGCCCGCUCCGCAACACGCCAAUUCACGGCCAGGCGGGAACCCUCGGCGCCAUCGGCCUCGUCUCCAUCCUCAGCGUCUGCCUCACCAUGUACGGCGUCGCCUCCUUCAACGAGGGCGCGCCCUCCACCGCGCCCGCGCUCACGCUCACCGGCCGCAAGAAGGAGGCCGACAAGCUGCAGACUGCGGAAGGCUGGUCGCAGUUCACCGGAGGCUUCUUCUUCGGCGGUGUCUCGGGCGCCAUCUGGGCCUACUUCCUCCUCUACGUGCUCGACCUCCCAUACUUCUUCAAGUAGAUGAUUAUUGUUUGGCAUGUACGAUGGGUGCAGAUGAUGUGAUCUCUUCUUGAUGGUUGCUUGAAAGAGUCUAUGUAUAAAUGAAUUUACGUAUUCCUCAGAA